AUGGCUGAACCAAUUCCAUCAAGGCAAACCGAAUCCUCGGGGAGCCAUGAAACUAUGUCCAAGUCAAAGGAGAUUCCGGCUAUAGAGGUUAGUAUUCACUCUCAAAGCUCUAAGUCUCCGACUAAGACUCUUAACGAAGUAAUCGACAAUAUUGGUCUGAGAACCUCGGAGGUAAUUGAGAACGUAGUCCAAAAUGUCAAUCAUGAAACUGAAGACGAUGUGACGAGUCUUCUCCAAAACACUGAUCAGGUUGGAGCAACCGGUCAGACCACAAUUAACUUGGCCGAAGAAGCGGUCAACUCUGAAAACAUCAUUCCUCCGGCGCGGGAAGGAAGUAAUGAAGAAAAGCAACCAUCCGGUUCGGUGUGGGACAAAUCUGUUUCAACCGGAUCAAACUCCCAAGCGGCCCAAGAUGGGCCAUCCAAUCCAUUUAUCACACCUGAAGGUCCAUCUCAGGUUUCCAAAGGAAAAGAAGUAAUGAUCGAAGACACUCCGGUGCAAGAGCUCACACUCGAUGCUGAAGUACCCAUUUCAGAAGAAGAGGAGGAAGCAAUGUUCCAAGAGUUCAUUCGAGACAUGAAUAAGGAGGCUGAUGAAAUAGCCGCCCCGUAUCACCUAUGGGUCAGACUACGAUGUGAAACAAAGCUCUCCGACAUGAUCCCCGACUUCAAUGGAAACGAAUAUUGGUUGAAACUUUUGCAGUUAGAACAAGAGGCUCUCAAAAUUACAGGUACUGAAGUCAUCCAGGCCGCAUAUGCCAAAACAGAGACGAUGGAAGAAUACUUCAAGCUAAAGGCGGUAGACGACACAUUGAAGAAUUCGGAUGGAAAUGAACUAACUCCGAUGGAAUUAAAAUUGAUCAAGCGGUUCCAGGGAGUAAGAGAUGAUCUCACUAGCAAUGUUCAUCGGCUAAAGUUUCAAAGCAGACCAAUCUUCAAAAUCGGAGAAUCUUCCAAGUCGGCAGGAAACGGGCAAGAGGGACCUCAACAGCAAAAAACUGAAAACGAGGAUAAUCGGGGCAAAUUCCCAUCUCAGACUAAUCAGAAUCUGGGAUUUGAGCAAAUAAAGGGGGUUAUCAUCGAUACAAUCACCUCCUCCCUUAAUGAAUACAACAUAGCAACGGACGCCAAAAAUUCAACCAUACAAGCCGAUCUAGUCGAAACGGUUUGGGAGUCCAUUCACGCUGAAAUUGUUGAAACGGUUCAAACAUCCAUCAAGACAACGAUUGAUAAGUCAGUUGAAAUGGCAACCGCACCGCUUCUCGAGAUGAUGCAAGCGAUGGCAGCUCAGAUUAAGGAACUGACUAAGCUGCAAGCGGCUAGAACUCAAGAACAGAUUCGAUUGGAUGCCGAAACAGCUCGCCGAAUCCAAACCGAAGAGGAAGACAAAGAACGGUUGAGAAAGGAAACGGAAGAUAAUGACCUCAAGCUAGCCAAGAAAAUCGUUGAGGACGAACAAGCCGCUCAGCCGAAACCCACACCAAUACAAGCUCCGCACUCAAUGGUAACAAGGAUAAGGGGCAAACGAAAGAAAAUUACUAACUUGUUAAAACUGGUGGAACAAAGCGGUAUUGAAUGUUCUCAACCAGUCGGUCAGUCUGAGGAACCUCUUGAUGAAGAAAAAGAGGAGGAUGUUGAACAAUUAAACCGAAGGAAGAAGAAAGCGGUAAAGUCAUCAAUCGCUUCACCAAGCCUUGGACCGACAAUUGAUCAAACUCCCGACCACCUAGACCAGCGGGCGGUUUCUUCCGGUUCAACCAACGUAAUCCCGGUACAUCAAGUGUCUUUACCGGAUGGUGCAUUGACGUAG
This is a messenger RNA of Impatiens glandulifera, 1809 nucleotides long. RefSeq lists its product as uncharacterized. Lineage: Eukaryota; Viridiplantae; Streptophyta; Magnoliopsida; Ericales; Balsaminaceae. The record is from RefSeq and is a predicted model, not a curated record. The coding region runs from base 1 to 1809 and encodes 602 amino acids. The transcript has 2 exons.